Molecule: messenger RNA, 1122 nt
Organism: Boleophthalmus pectinirostris (great blue-spotted mudskipper)
Lineage: Eukaryota; Metazoa; Chordata; Actinopteri; Gobiiformes; Gobiidae
Product: Kv channel-interacting protein 2-like
Exons: 10
Coding region: 130-897 (255 amino acids)
Biological process (GO): regulation of potassium ion transmembrane transport
Cellular component (GO): voltage-gated potassium channel complex
Molecular function (GO): potassium channel regulator activity; calcium ion binding
Source: RefSeq, a predicted model, not a curated record
UCCACGCGGACAGGGAAGGGAACGCAAAGACGCAAGGGGCAAUAAGCCGUGCGUAAAACCACUGGAGUGACCCUAAUAUGAACAGUGAGAAGUUUUGAGACGAGGGGUGGACGACUCUGAAGCGGAGACAUGAAAUCCAGGAGUCAGGAGCAGAGUUUGUCUGACUCACGGGAGCUGGACAGAUCCCACGACCCGCUCACAGGUGGAUGUAAUCCAGGCCUCAAACCCAACAAGAAAACAUUGAAACAACGCUUUCUCAAACUGCUGCCAUGCUAUCAUCCAAGCACCAGACCUUCACUCACACAAAGCAAUGUGGCCGACGAAGGGGAACUGUCCACAGUGUGUUACAGACCAGAAGGGCUCGACAGACUUGUUCAACAGACAAACUUCAGCAAAAAAGAGCUGCAGAUUCUCUACAGAGGCUUCAAAAAUGAGUGUCCCAGUGGAGUGGUAAAUGAGGAGACGUUUAAGAGUAUUUACUCUCAGUUCUUCCCACAGGGAGACUCUAGCACGUAUGCGCACUUCCUGUUUGAUGCCUUUGACACUCAGAACAAUGGAACCGUCAGCUUUGAGGACUUUGUCGUCAGUCUAUCCAUUAUCUUAAGAGGCUCCACUGCAGACAAACUGGGCUGGGCCUUUAAUCUGUACGACAUCAACAAGGACGGCUGUAUCACCAGAGAGGAGAUGACAGACAUCAUGAACUCGAUCUACGACAUGAUGGGAAAAUACACAUACCCCUGUAUCAAGGACAGCGACGCCAAAGAGCACGUGGACAACUUCUUUCAGAAAAUGGACAAGAACAAAGAUGGAGUAGUAACCAUUGAUGAGUUUUUGGAAACAUGCCAAAAGGACGAGAACAUAAUGCAGUCGAUGAUGAUGUUUGACAAUGUGAUCUAAGGUCUGGUGAAAAGGAGGAUUUACCAGACCAACUGUAGAUGGCGCUUGUGGGUUACAUCUGAAUGUGGGGCCUAAAAAGUUCAAUAUGGUAGAUGUAGCAGUGUACUUCACAGUCAGAGCCAUUUCAUUUUAUUUUUUCCUGAAAUAAGCAGUUUGGAGCCAUUUUUCCACUGUAGUGCAUGUAGUUUAUCAUUCAAAUAACAGCCUAUAAUAAUAAUCUUUUCA